Molecule: messenger RNA, 1061 nt
Organism: Dalotia coriaria
Lineage: Eukaryota; Metazoa; Arthropoda; Insecta; Coleoptera; Staphylinidae
Product: maltase 1-like
Exons: 3
Coding region: 57-1061 (334 amino acids)
Biological process (GO): carbohydrate metabolic process
Source: RefSeq, a predicted model, not a curated record
AUUCAUCCUCACAUCACAUACAGUUGAUUACCUCUAAAGUGUAACAUUCAAUCAAAAUGAGGUGCUUAUGGGUCGCAAUUAGCGUCCUGGUCGCGGUGGGCGUAUCACUUGCAGUGCCUGUAAACGUAAAUAAAACCAAUGUGACAACUCGCGCCGAUGCUGGCAACCCAGAUUGGUGGAAAACCGCCGUUUUCUAUCAAAUUUAUCCAAGGAGUUUCAUGGAUUCAGAUAACAACGGCGUAGGAGACCUGCAAGGAGUCAUCAGCAAAUUGGACCACCUGGUCAAAUUGGGCGUCACAGCCCUGUGGUUAUCUCCAAUCUACAAGUCUCCAAUGAACGACGCGGGCUAUGACGUCUCCGACUUCAGGGCUAUCGAUGAAAAAUUCGGAACCAUGGAAGAUUUCGAUGAAUUAGUCACCAAGGCUCACGAAUUGGGCCUGAAAGUCGUCUUGGACUUUGUACCCAACCACACAAGCGAUGAACAUGAAUGGUUCAAAAAAGCAUUAGCAGGAGAAGAGAAAUAUAGAGAUUAUUAUGUCUGGGCUGACGGUUUAGAUAGUGGUGCCAAACCACCAUGCAACUGGAUCAGUUACUUCCAUGGACCAGCCUGGACCAAACCCGCCGGAGAAGACACACAGUAUUACCUCCAUCAGUUCCACGCGUCUCAACCAGAUUUGAACUACCGUAAUGCUGACGUGAAACAGGAAAUGAAAGACGUGCUCACUUUCUGGUUAGAUAAGAAUGUCGAUGGUUUCCGGACUAGAACCCUGCAUGAAGGUGAUUUACUGGUGAAUUCUUUAAAAGAAAAGAAAGUACUGAAUGUCAUUCGAUAUUUAACUAAUGACGCUGGCAUUCCGUACAGAGCAAGCUUCCUGCUUAUGAACACUGCCAAUAGUGAUGUGGUCAUCAACUUAGCAGAUGAUGUUAAUCCACCUGUCUUACCAAAUCUAUUACUGAUACAAGCUGCAAGCAGAAACUCCGAAUGGGCCGUUAAUAGUAUUGUUUCAUCACACGAGCCACUAACACUCAAACCAUACGAAAGCCUCAUCAUCGGUUAUUAA